AUGAGAGCUUCAAAUCUUUUGCCAGAUGGGUUGAUUUAUAGGGAGUUAAUUAGACGCACGAGUGAGACCCAUACGUUAGAUGAUGCGAAUUAUCUUCUUGAAGAGAUGAUGGAAAACGGUAGAACGCCUGCUGUUGAUGUGCUUGUUGAUCUAGUAGUAGGACUUUCUGCUAUGCUUGAAGGCUGCUGCAAUGCUGGUAAAGUUUUUUUGGCAAAAAGUAUCCUGGACAAAAUGGAUGAGAGAAAGAUAACUGAUUGUGAUUCUUGGAAUAUUCUAAUCAUAUGGCUUUCUGAGAAUAUGGCAAUAAGGAAAGCUGAUGAACUUCUUUGUAGAAUGUUCAUAUUUUCCAUAGUUCCUGACUCUACGACAUACUCAGCUCUUGUUGUAGGCUACUGUUGGUUGAGAAAGUAUGAGGAUGCUCUGCAGGUGUUCCAUCAGAAAGAAACAUUUCCAUUCAUCAAGGUCAGUAAAGGGGAAGGGAAUAGCAAUUCAGGGACCUCAUUUCGUGAUUCUGUCGAGAAUGUAGAAGUAGAAACUACAUUUAUAGAAGAUUAUGAAAAGUCUGAAGAAGAUGUCAGUAAGCAGGAAGAUAUAAUGUCUAAAGGAAAAUCUAGCUCACUUAGUCCUUCAGUUAUCUCACCUAGCAGGAACAAAAAGACCUCUGUUGUUUGA
Messenger RNA from Mangifera indica (mango), 672 nucleotides. RefSeq names its product pentatricopeptide repeat-containing protein At1g64100-like. The record is from RefSeq and is a predicted model, not a curated record. Gene Ontology annotation, molecular function: protein binding. Lineage: Eukaryota; Viridiplantae; Streptophyta; Magnoliopsida; Sapindales; Anacardiaceae. The coding region runs from base 1 to 672 and encodes 223 amino acids. The transcript is spliced from 2 exons.